AUGAAGCACCCUGGACCGGCUGAAGAGAAGAAUAAACCUGGGAGGAAAGGCAGUGGCCGAAGGGACCAGGCUUGCCUAAACCACACGCAAGAAGAAAUGGAUAACGCGGCCUUCGAGGGAAGUGGAGCCGCCCUGCACGAGCCAGUCGUCCGGCGAAGGGCUCUGAUCCAAAGGAGUUUGCGGCUGCAGCCUGAGGAGCAGCGGUUCUUGGAUGCGGUGCGGGAUGGCGACAUACUCGGACUGAGAUCGGUGCUUCAGGCGCACCCUUUGCUGGACGUGAACUGCUGUGACAUGCGUGGACUGCGGGCACUCGAGGUGGCCGCUCAGAACGGCGACGUCGAGCUGAGUGUUGAGCUGCUCAGGCUACGCGCACUGGACGCUGACCACGUGCAGAGCGCACUGCUGGUGGCCAUACAACGCGGAGACAUACGCCUCACACGAAUCCUGCUUGACGGAGCUCAUGGACCGUGCACUGUGCCAGUGGGCAACAUGACACCGCUCAUGGCAGCCGCCAUCGCUGGCGACCUUGAGAUCACCAAAAUGCUCCUGGAUAGAGGCCAUACCAUUCAGAAGCCACACGAACCUGGAUGUCGGUGCGCUGAGUCGUGCCGCGAGCAGGCCGCCCGUCACGGCGAGCGGCUCUCCCAGUCGCAGCUGCGGCGCAACGCCUUUCGCGCUCUCAGCAGCCCCGUGCACAUCCUGCUCACGUCGGACGACCCCGUGCUUACCGCGUUCACGCUGAGCCGAGAGCUGCGCGAGCUGGCACAGAGCGUGCCCGAGUUCCAGAAUGAGUACGAGGAGAUGGCCGAGAUGUGUUCGCGCUUUGCGGCUGCCAUCUUGGGAGCCUGCAAGAACACCGAGGAAGUGGAGACGGUGCUCUCGCAACCGGAGGGUUUCCCGACAAACAGGCCUUUCCGUUUUCCACGGCUCUCUCUCGCGAUCCUCCUCGACCAGAAGACCUUCGUAGGGCACGCGAACUGUCAACAAGUCCUGCGUUCUCUGUGGUACAAGGGUCUCCCAGGCUGGCCGGCCUGGUCCCCAGCUCGAAAGGCGGCCCACGUCGCUGGCCAAGCGCUGGCCACUCCCUUCUUGGGCGUGGCGUACAUCUUCACGCCCGAACCGAUGCGCGUGCUGAAGCCGCUGCGAGUGCCGCUGAAUCGCUUCGUCCACAGCUGCACCUCUUACGCUACCUUCCUGGUCCUGCUGACCAUCUCGCUCUUCUACGGUCGGCGCGACAGCCUCAAGCUUCGCGUGCUCUGGUCCGAGAUUCUCGUCGGUGUUUGGAUAGUCGGCUACGCGUGGGAGCUGGCACUCAGUGCCUGGGCGCUGGGUCCCCGCGUCUUUCUCAGUUCCUUGUGGGCCUUGUACGACGUCUGCAUGUUUGGCCUAUUCCUUGUAGCCGAGAUACUCUGGUUCAUCGUGUUCGUCUCUGCCCGCACGCUCCAGGAGAGCAUCGACCGUUCCCAGUGGCCGUGGUACCACCCAUACCUCAUUGGCGAGUCCCUCUACGCCAUCGCCACAGUGCUCGCCUUUUGUCGGCUGCUGCUAUGGUGCCAGAUCCUGCAGACGUUCGGACCUCUGACUGUUUCGCUGCUCUACAUGCUUCGUGACGUGGUGCGUUUCAUGCUGCUACUGGGAAUCGUCUACUUCGGUUUCGCAGUCGGCAUGAGCUCCAUCUACAAGAACUACGCCGGCAACGAGGCCACGCUGUCUAAUGGAACUACAUUGCACCAGCCGCCAAACUUUACGAGUCUUGGCCGUGCACUGAAGUACCUAUUCUGGGCCCUCUACGAGCUUGGAACACCAGAGAUUGCGGACAUUGUCGUCUCUGGAGACGCGACGCGACCGGGAGGCAAGAUCGUGACGCACAACUUCACCGAGUUCGUCGGAUACGCACUCUGGGGCCUAUACCACAUCGUGUCUGUCAUUGUUCUACUCAACGUGCUCAUCGCCAUGAUGACCGACAGUUUCCAAAGGGUCCAGGGCAACGCCUAUACGGAGUGGAUAUUCGCCCGAUCAUCGCAAUGGAUCUCGUACUUGGAUAUCAACGCCGGAGCACCACCUCCUCUCAACUUGUUCCCUACAGCGAGGUGCUUGCGCCUGUGCUACAAGAUGCACUUUGCCAAGAAAGGAAUGCGCAAAGGCAUCACGACAUCCAGUCGGCGCUCAUCUUGCUUCCACGACUGGGAGUUUGACGACGCCUGUGGCGCAGGUCGGCGCCUUUCAUACCAGGACCUGGUGGUCGCACUGAGCAGGCGUUAUCUUCAGCUGCGGGACAUCGCUGACCGCGAGCUGUACGACGUGAACAGGUCGUCGUCUCGCACGAACAGCCGCAUCGAGACGACGCUGUACGCGGACAGUGCGGAGCUACGUCGCCAGUCGGUCAUGCUGAGGAAUCCGUCCAGGGCCAGGCGUCAAUAGACGCGGAAGAAUCAAGCGAUCGCAGUGCACCAAGCCUCACCAAAACCUGACACUUGCGGUCAGGUCUGUGUUGCCCUGCCUUGCACAUUUUAUCGAAAAAGAAGUGGGUCAUUGCUAAGACGGUCCGACCACAUGGUCGGGGGAACAGGUUCGCCCAUGCGACCGUCAUGGUGGCGUAUGCCUGACGUUCUCGCGCCAGUCGAUUCCGAUUGGCUAACUAAAAUGGCGCAACCGGCAUGGUAGCCAAUGUCGUUCGCACGCGCAGCGUAUACAGUGGCGGAGUGGAGUUUUGCGAAGAGCAGUGAUGCUGGCCAAGCACUGACACGCCCAAGGCGAGGGCUCGAACAGUGAUGUUCUUUAGGAUUUACCAUUUGACCUCAGCCGAACGGUGCAGUGAUUCCUUUCUCGCUUCUCAGAAAGCGUUAAUCAGUGUGAGGGAUAUGUGGGCCGGUUUCCGCUGCAAAAUGCAGGUACCAACAAGGCGAUUUGAGUCGUGUUUCUGCACACUAAUGAAAAGUCUUCGCGAAUUGGGUUUGCUCCUCCGAUAUUUUUUCUGCCAUAGCCAUUUUCCCUGUUUAGCGUAGCGAACGAAAGAGAAAGAAUAAAUAUAUUUAUUGCAAGAAAGUCACCGGGAGGAGUCUUCAGUCCAGGACAUGUGACGGGGCUAGUUGGUGUCGACCCAUAAUAUAUUACAGGGCGCAUUUAUACAAAGAACAAAGAGGGAGCAACAAGCGAAGAGGAGCGCU
Rhipicephalus sanguineus (brown dog tick) is the source of this 3167-nucleotide messenger RNA. RefSeq names its product short transient receptor potential channel 3-like. The record is from RefSeq and is a predicted model, not a curated record. NCBI's taxonomy places the organism in Eukaryota, Metazoa, Arthropoda, Arachnida, Ixodida, Ixodidae. Gene Ontology annotation, cellular component: cation channel complex; membrane. Gene Ontology annotation, molecular function: inositol 1,4,5 trisphosphate binding; store-operated calcium channel activity; protein binding. Gene Ontology annotation, biological process: calcium ion transmembrane transport; regulation of cytosolic calcium ion concentration; manganese ion transport. The coding region runs from base 1 to 2421 and encodes 806 amino acids. The transcript has 12 exons.